UUAUUUCUGAAAAUAGAGUCGAACCGUCGAAUUUGUUGGCAGUUUAAAAUUAACUGACGAUAUCGAAACGUGUACCGAACGGUGGCGCCUUGAACGGUUCGUACACGAGGCGUCAGUAAACGCACGAGUACCUUUCAAUCUAGCUCUUUCGCGGUAACAGAAACGUAAGAAUCAAUUACGGUGAACGUUUGAAAACAAUUUCGCGGGAAUAUCGUCAGUAUCGUUUGACUGCCAACGAAACACGUGUUUUCGAUUAAUACGAUUUUAAGGGAAAUCCAGGGGAACGUUCGCAACUCGAAAGACAACAUUUAGAGUUACGUAGUAGUUGCUACGUCGAUAAUGUCGUUCGACUUAACGCAGCAAAGUUCCGGUGAUUCGGUGAGUGUGCUCUUUUCAAACAUGGAGAGGUUAUUUGUUUGAAAUAAUAUGUGGGAUUUAGGAAAUCGGAGUGUCGUUGCGUUAGUAAGUGUGUUGAGUGGGUGCGUGUUCCUGUACAACGUUUGGGGACCGAUCCUUAUUCUAACAAUUUUACUUUUCCUCACUAUUUAUGCGUGCUAUUCUUUAAUCACCAACGACAGUUUAUUGUCGCCGCACGCGUCUUUUCUUUUUGAUUAUUGUGUGCGCGUCUUUCUUGAAGUUCGUGCGAAAUUCGAGAGUAUCGUCGACCACGUUUAUCGGUACUCUCGCAUAUUUUGGGAAACUGCAAAUCGUCGUUUUUUCGAAGUGUUCCUAACCAAGAUUAGGAUGGAGAGACGUCGAGGACCCCACUAUCAGCUUAGCACCGAUCCAUACCCGACUAGGAGGAACUCGUCAAAAUUUGAUUCAAUAGCGCAGCUCAGCCCAAUUUCACGGAAUGCGCGAGAGUCAAACGCGAACGAGCUAACAUCAGAGAACAAAGUUUAUCGCAACCCUAAUCAUUCCUUGUACGCUCGCGGUGCUUUCUCUAAAGUCACUUCUACACCACUGUUAUCACGAAGCAAGGAAGAAUUUGAAAAUGAAUCAUCCAGUCAAGGUACAUCCCAGAGAAUGACCCCUGUGUAUUCACAUCAUCGUAGUUUAACACGGGGCGAAGAUGUGACAUACUAUAGUUCGGAAGGGUCUCCGUGGGGAACCACCAUUAGUCCAAAAGCUCAUCCGACAGCAAGUGAAUCCAAAUCACCUCUGUCACAAAGCAGACCAUUAUCCGUAUCAACCAGGUAUAAUAUAGAUCCAAGGGUGUACAAUGAUGUAACUUCACCAGGUCUCUCCAGUAGAUUAACAAAGUAUGCCGCGGAAGCAAACAACAGAUUGACUCGUCAAUCUCAAUAUCAUGUGGGACAAUUUCCAAAAGUAAAUCUUCAAGGUAGUCCAGUUCCAGUAAUAAACCCGAAGUGUGUAAAAACGCGAACACCAGUGACGGUGAGAGUAGCUCCACCAGAUGCUGUUCGUUAUUCUCCGCCAGGAAAACAGAAGAUGUUAUCAAAUUUAUGUGACGUGGAUGAGAGCCUUAGUUCAAGCAGCGUCCCCUAUGGUCUCAGAGAGAUGUCGUUAAAGAGACACGCAUCGAGAGAAGACGUUACCUUCGACUUGGCAAAAAAGCAGCGUAUAGGCGGUGUUACCGUGAAUGAAGUUGAAACGCAGGAUGAAACGAAGCAAAAACGCAGCAGGGACGAAUCCUCAAAAUCGGAAGAAGACAUCUCGCCUCAAAACAAAAGUGCCAGACCCGCGAAGCGAACCAAAACGCCUUCCUGUUACGACAUUUUAAAUUCUUUCAGUUCCAGCAAGAAUGUAGUUUCAGGAAUCAAAAGGAAAGCCAGAGAUCUUUCUCGGAGCGGAACGCCAGAUUUUGAAAAGCAUUUUAAAUCACUGGAAUCUGUACCGAAUUCCAGUGUGCAAGCUUUAUCAGAAGCACAAAUCAAGAACGUAACGUAUCGUGAUCAUGGAGCAACAGAAAAGAAACAGUUAAACGCACGAAAUAGUUUGGAUCCAGUUCAGGGAAAAUUGUCCCCAGUGAAGGGAAUUUUGAAAACUAGUUCAAAAGCUUUGGAGAUGGAUUCGCACGACAGAGAGGUUCACGCGAAUCUCGACAACCGGCACAACGGAGAAACUCGUACCGCAGGGGCUCCGGUAUUCGUGGACACAGAAUCGAGCAGAUUGACCAACAAGUUGUUCAUGAGAGCAGAACCAGAAAGAAAUGAGAAGUUAAGAAUGCUUGUCGAAGAACAAGGUAACAUUAGAGCGAAAUUCACAACGGACGAUGUAGAAGAGAUAAAGAAAGAGGAUAUAGCCGACAUGAGGCAGACUAGCAUGAAGGCCAGACUUCAAAGCAUGUUCGACGCGAUAUCCGGUAAAGCAACUAGUAAAAUUAACCCAGACGUGGUGAUUCAAGCGGAAGAAGUGAACACUGUCAAAUCUGUUCCGUGCCCCUCGAGUUGCGCCACUCUCAAUUCUUCAACAACCACAACGAACGCGAAUACUACGCCUAUUUCUACGUCCGCGGUCAGUCCCAGCCCCGGAAGUAAAUCAACGAAGCACGUAACUUUCGAUUUGACGAGCAAAGAAUCUUCGUUGGAUUCCAAGUUAUCUAGUAGCAACUCGAAGCCGAUGCUCGCCACCUCAGCUGGAAAUUCGUUCGUGGCCACAUCCGGUAAUGCAAUCUUCCCAUCACCCGUGACAAAUGUGAGUUCAGCCGUAUCAAGCUCCGAGCUCAAGAACGCAGCUCCAGCUAAGACAAUAAACGUAACGUCGUCCGCAACUCCGUUUGCUUCGGUUGCUGAUCCUUCGAGUCACCGAGUUGCAUCCACCAGCUCUACCCCUUCCGUGGUCACAGCGGCGACACCCGCGGUACUCUCAGGAAAUUCAUUCGGAGCGACAACCGGUGUCACGUUCAACUCUCCAACCAUAUCAGCCAGCUCUUCCUCGUUUGCAACGAAAACAAACAUGACUCCCGUCGGUCAGUUAAACCAGCCACACACGACCGAGAAAGCAUCAUCUGCGUCGAGUAUGACACCCACUAAUAACAAUACUGCAUUCUCUUCGCCGAUGCUGAGGUCUGUAACUUGGAGCGCGGAGAGUCCCGCCGGUCAGUUAAACCAGCCACACACAACCGAGAAAGCAUCAUCUACGUCGAGUAUGACAUCCACCAAUAACAACACCGCGUUCUCUUCGCCGAUGCUGAGGUCUGUAGCUUGGAGCGUGGCCACGACUAAUGCCGUGGAAAGCAAAGGGCAAAGCACACUAGUUGCGAGCGCUCCCACGACGGCGACUUCCUCGGUACCAACGACUGCCAUGUUGUCGACGUCGCCGUUCACAUUUGGAAACAAACCUACUACCGCGCAGCCUUUGAAACCCGAGGCGAGCUUCGUAUUUGGCUCAAAUUUUGGAGAAAAUAGUGCGCAAACCAGCGGAGGAUUAGCAAAUUUAACAGCAAAGUCUCAGGCAGCUCCUGUAUUGAAUGCGAAUCAGGGGGCAACAGGUUUGAAUCUUAUGGCCAAUACACCAGCGACAACCAGCGCAUUCAAUACAAACGUAAAAACCACAGCAACCCCAUUCAAAGCACCUGCAAUUUCUACCUUCUCCUUCGGCGCGGGUACUUCGGUUGCACCCAACAAAACAGCAUUCUCUUUUGGCGGUAUAGCGACGACCACCGUUGCAACCCCUGCUCCAACCACCGCUGCGACUACUACUGCCACUACCGCUGCGGCCAUCGGGUCCAUGUUCGGGACUACGCAAAGUCAACCAGUUUUUGGUGCUAGUUCGACUUCGAACGCAACCAACAGCGGUGGGAAUACAUCCGCCGUGACUCUUUUCAACCCUACCCCAACCGUAAUUGUAACUUCCGUUAGUAGCACGCCUAUCUUCUCCAACACCGUGCCUGGAUCUUCUUCGGGAAUGACAAGUACAAAUAAUACCACAUCGAUCUUCGGUUCGGUCGCGAACGCACCCUCUUCCAGAGAAGCUGGAAUUGGAAAAGCACCAAGCACCAAUAUAUUUUCUAACGCGAGCUCAGCGUCUGCCUUUGGCGCAACAGGCAACAUAUUUGGCCAAGCGAAAGCUCAGACAGGGAACAUGAAGGGCAUAGCAGGAACAUUUAUGAGUAACGCACCACCCCUCUUCGGAACACCAGCGACGACAGUGGCCACGUUCAACAGCCCCAGCACUUCGAGCAACACGGUUACCCCCAUUUUCGGUUCUGCAAUCGUUUCCACUAACGCAACCACUUCAGUCUUCGCCGCUACCAGCGUUACGUCUCCGGCAUUCGGAUCGCAGAGCAGCACCAUUUUGGGAGGACAAAGUAACGCGUCGCAAGCUUUCGGCGGUAGAACUUGCAUAUUCGGCACGGACCCCUCUGCAUCAGCAUCCGCAUCUACAUCUACAUCCGCAGCUCCUGUCUUUGGUGCUUCCGUUUCCACUUCCGCUCCAACCCCUCUAUUUGGAGCCCCUGUCUCCACUUCUGCUCCGAUCCCAGCGUCCACAGUUUCCAGUACGUUCACAGGACAAGGCGUGACCAGUCCGGCGUUCGGUGCACCAGUCAACGCUUCCGGACCAGUUCUCGCUCCCACUGGUGCAUUCGGUGACAGCAAAGCGCCUUCCUUUGGUCAAGCUUCGCCGUUUGCUACGUCGAACGCGACCCCAACCGUGUUUGGCUCUGGAAGUGCGAGCAACACGAACAGCACAACCAAUGCCACUAGCACCUCUGGCAUAUUCACCUUCGGAGCAAACCAGAAACCCAGCCAGCAGGCUGGCGCAUUCUCCUUCAACAGCAACGUUAACGCGAACACUAACACCGCAGCCCCAUCGGCCUCCACACCUUUUCAAUUCGGUGCAACCGCUUCGAAACCAGCAGCAGCCACAGGUUUCAACUUCUCCGCCCCAUCGACGACGCCAAGCAUCAACUUUGGAACAACCAGCGCACCGACUUUCAACGCAUCCAUGCCAGGCAUGUUCAGCAUCGGAAGCGGAUCGGCAGCUCCACGAUCCAGGAGUGUUAGAACGAGGAAACCGAGAUGAUGAAGAAUGUAAUCUCGUUCGUCGGGGGCACUCGAUUUCGCUGUAACGCCGAGAUCAAAAGAAUCAAGCCUAUUCGUUUUUUUUUUACCAGUUCCUGUACCAAGGAAUCUCAAGAAACGACGCGUAGAGAGUUACAGUUUCAAAAGGAGCCACUUACAAGUCCAACGACUAAAUAUCGUUUUAAAAUACAUCUCUCAUCAUUGUUUAAAUGUAUCCAUUUUGUACAUACGGUUACGUCAAAGUAGUUUCUCCUCUUUUUCUUUUAUCCAUUACCAUUUUAACUUCGCUUCGCUCAACGGAACAGAACAAACGAGAAAGAACUUGGAAGAGAGGAAAGAGGAUACGAAAAUUCACGGCAAACCGCGCAGCUGCUUUAUACCUACGCCUGUCGGAUCCACAUUCGAGAAGUUUUUGUUUAAUCGACGUUUAACGUUCGUCAAUCUAGUCGCCGACGAUCGAAAACAACGUUAGCCUUUGUCCGUUAAUUUUUCAUCGAUGGAUGAAUCACGGUAAAUUUCGGUUUGCUAUUGUUCUCGCGAUUCGGCUCGAUCGACUGCAUAGGAAGCGAGCUUAAUUUCUAAAAAAGGAGGAGAUCGGUUGAUAUAAUCAGCCCCGUUGCUCCAGCAGGCGAGCAACAGUUACAAGUUUUAGCGCCGACGAAGUUGUAUUUUAUUAUCCGACAUGCAACGUGUGACAAGGGAUACAACGUGUCCGUCGAUCUUGCCGAAAACAUGCGAAUUAGACUGAUAGAAGGGAAGAAGGACAAAAAAUAGUAGACCAGUGUCAAUAGAGAACGAGAUUCCGUGGUUCCCGGCGAACGAGGAAUGUUGUAAAAGAUGCGCAAUUAUUUUCUUCUACGUUUCGAGGCAGGUGUAUUUUCGAGAUAUUGUAUAGUUUAAGAAACGCUGGAAAUACGAACGUUGACGCUUUUCGAGUUUCACUUUACGCAUGUGGUAUUUCUUUCCGACCUUUCACCCUGCUGACAAAACCGAAUCGCUGUCCGUUUAGAACUCCCAAAUCGAUGCCGCAUAAGCAUCUGCACUCCUAUAUCCGGAGACAGAGUCUCCACUAUAUUUUCAUAAAAGUGACAUCAUCCCGGUAAGAAU
Nomia melanderi (Alkali bee) is the source of this 6095-nucleotide messenger RNA. RefSeq lists its product as uncharacterized. Lineage: Eukaryota; Metazoa; Arthropoda; Insecta; Hymenoptera; Halictidae. The record is from RefSeq and is a predicted model, not a curated record.